This is a messenger RNA of Solanum dulcamara, 1149 nucleotides long. RefSeq names its product pectin acetylesterase 8-like. The record is from RefSeq and is a predicted model, not a curated record. NCBI's taxonomy places the organism in Eukaryota, Viridiplantae, Streptophyta, Magnoliopsida, Solanales, Solanaceae. Gene Ontology annotation, cellular component: plant-type cell wall. The transcript has 12 exons. The coding region runs from base 1 to 1149 and encodes 382 amino acids. Gene Ontology annotation, biological process: cell wall organization. Gene Ontology annotation, molecular function: pectin acetylesterase activity.
AUGGCAAUGUUUCUAUUGAUUGUUUUAUUAACAAUAUUACUCGGGGACGUCGGACAUGGACUGGACAUCAAUAUUACUGUACUAGACACCGCUACAACACAAGGCGCUGUGUGUCUAGAUGGGAGUCCACCUGCAUAUUACUUUGAUAGGGGAUUUGAUACUGGACUUUCCAACUGGAUUAUCUUCCUUGAAGGAGGUGGAUGGUGUGAAAGCAUCUCCGAUUGCCAAAGUCGUACAACUACAGACAAAGGUUCUUCCAAGAAUAUGAAGAAUCAAUCACAAUUUGCUGGGAUACUUCAUAACACUCCCCAACAAAAUCCAGACUUUUACAAUUGGAACAGAGUGUGGGUGAAUUACUGUGAUGGAGCAUCUUUUACCGGCGAUGUCGAACAUGUUGAUCUAGAGAAAAAACUUUAUUUUAGAGGAGCAAGAAUAUUUAAAGCUGUUAUGGAUGAUUUAUGGAGCAAAGGAAUGCAAAAUGCUAAAAAUGCAAUCCUGAGUGGAACUUCUGCUGGAGGAUUGGCUACAAUCUUGAACUGUGACAAGUUCCGGUCCUUCUUUCCUGAUGAUGUCAAAAUAAAGUGUGUUGCAAAUGCAGGCUUCUUCAUCAAUGCCAACACAAUCUCUGGUACUCCAAAUAUUCGUAAAAUGUACCAGAGAGUUGUUAAUUUACAUGGAUUAGUUAAGAAUUUGCCUCAAGCUUGCACGUCUAAAAUGGAACCGAGUUUGUGCUUCUUUCCUGAAAAUAUUGUUCCAUAUGUUCAGACUCCACUAUUUAUAAUAAAUUCAGCAUAUGAUGCUUGGCAGAUCAGUAACACUUUGGUUCCUCCAAACCUCGAUUCUCAACAUACCUGGAAGCAUUGCAAGGAUAGAAUAAGUGACUGCACAUUUAGUCAGCGUAUAACUAUUCAAGCUUUUGGAGAAGAGUUCUUGAAGAUAUUCGAGGGACUCACCCCUCAUUAUACGAGGGGUUAUUUCAUCACUUCUUGUCACACUCAUGCACGUAUUGUAUGGGAGAAAUAUUGGUUCAAUGCUACUUCUCCAAGAAUACUUAAUAAGACAAUUGCGGAAGUUGUUGGUGAUUGGUAUUUUGAUAGAGCAACAUUUCAUCAAUAUAUAGAUCCAUAUCCUUAUGCUAGAGAUUGCUAG